AUGGCAAAUAAUGAUAAUGAAGCUUGUGACACCAGGCUCACACUUGGACUUGCCACAAGUGAUCAUCACUCAUUACCAAAACAGAACCAACAAGAACAUAACAAGAUUGUAUGUCUAGAUCUAUCUAUUGUUCCUCUUCAUUCUAGUGAUAAUGGCACAAGCAAGAUUGAUGGGUCCAGCUCAAAAACUUCUGAAAAUUACAAUAAUUUUAAGAAUGUGAUCAAGAAGAAUGGUAUGAGGAAGAAACUGAGGCUUACCAAAGAACAGUCCACUUUGCUUGAAGACAGUUUCAAACGGCAUGCCACACUAGCAAUGGGCCAAAAACAAGAACUUGCAGCCAAAUUAAAACUCAAGCCACGUCAAGUAGAAGUUUGGUUUCAGAAUAGAAGAGCAAGGACUAAACUGAAGCAAACAGAAGUAGACUGUGAGUUCUUGAAGAAGUGGUGCCAGAGUCUGAAUGAUGAAAAUAAUAGGCUAAAGAAAGAGUUGCAAGAGCUAAGAUCAAUCAAGAUUGAUCAACGGACGACACCAUUCCAUCUUCAACUUCCUAAGACAAGGACACUGGCUCUGUGUUCAUCAUGCCAGAAAAUUUCAAGAAGUGAAACUGAUGAAAAACAUGAAACAGGGCCAAAAAGUGGCUAG
Lycium ferocissimum is the source of this 642-nucleotide messenger RNA. Its product is annotated as homeobox-leucine zipper protein HAT14-like. The record is from RefSeq and is a predicted model, not a curated record. Gene Ontology annotation, biological process: regulation of DNA-templated transcription. Lineage: Eukaryota; Viridiplantae; Streptophyta; Magnoliopsida; Solanales; Solanaceae. Gene Ontology annotation, molecular function: sequence-specific DNA binding; DNA-binding transcription factor activity, RNA polymerase II-specific. The transcript is spliced from 3 exons. Bases 1 to 642 code for a protein of 213 amino acids.